AUGGAUCCCAAUAACAACAACAAUCGCCAGAAUAACAACAUGAAUUACGGCUACAAUGACCGGAACUACAAUGCGGCCAACAGUCGCGCCUAUCCCACCACCCCCUCCGCCUUUCCCCAACCCAUCUAUCAGACUCAGGGGGGUCAGGAAUAUGUUGAUCCCGCCAAUCCGGCCUAUUCUCAAGGUUAUUUCAUGACCAACCCCUACCCUCCUCAGACACAGCAACAACAGUACGCCCAGCAACAGCAGUAUGCGCAGCAACAGCAGCAGCAAGGCCUCCAGUCGCCUCAACCCGCCUAUCAAAAUCGGAUGGGCUACCCCCCAACCGAUGGAACCAAUGGUCUCAUCCAGCAAUUUUCCAACCAGGAUCUGAACGCCAAUCGUGGCAAUUUCUUCGGUCGGGGGAACUCCCCCGCCGCUGCUCAGCGCCCUCGUACUGCGGGCGGUUCACCUGCUGGUCCUGCGCAGGCAGCACACUUGGCCCCUCCGGUGCCUCGCAGCCCUCGGCCCCCGUCGGAGAAUGAGGAGCUACAGCGUUUCUCGGAUAGAUACUCGGAGAAUGUGCACAAGCGGGGCAAGGCCGCAAAGGAACUUGUCACCGUUUUCUUCCAUGAGAACAUCGAGCGUGCCCGUGAUCGCAACAUGCGGUACGUACUAUUAUACUCUAGCCUUUGUGAAGCCACUGUUUGA
This is a messenger RNA of Penicillium cosmopolitanum, 690 nucleotides long. RefSeq names its product serine/threonine protein kinase CBK1. The transcript has a single exon. Bases 1 to 690 code for a protein of 229 amino acids. The record is from RefSeq and is a predicted model, not a curated record. Lineage: Eukaryota; Fungi; Ascomycota; Eurotiomycetes; Eurotiales; Aspergillaceae.